AUGAAGGGAGUUUUGGUAGGUUUUUUGGUAUUUUCCUGUUAUCUUGCUAUCCCCCCCCCCCUUCCCCCUUUACCGCCUCUCAAACAAAGACAACAAGGCACACACCAUAAAUCCAAGCACAUAUUUCCUCAUCUGCCUAUUUCCUCACCCUCCACAUUAUACACAAAAAACUCUACAUCCUCUCCAUCCCCAGCUAAACCAGCCAACUCCCCCAUCCUACAAAUUGGAGCCACCCAUCCCCUCAAGAGUAAGAAUGGGGCCAUAGCAACCAACCAUCAAAAGAAGGUUACAGGGGUACGCGUGACAAAGGGGGGUCAGCUUCUUUUGCUAGUCUACAUUUUCCUUCCUUCCCAUAACUUGCACAUUUUGUCAGGAACCGGAAAGCUUCUUCAAUUUUGUGGUUACAACUUCCGAUAACUCGCUACAACACCUUCCCAAUCUGGAGCAGGAGAAUAUAAAAAGGCCAAACCGGCGGAGGAAACAAAGUAUAACCCUAACCAUGCCGUGUAAGCGUGGAGAGAUCUAUCUCACACAAGACCAAGAUGAUAGGAGCGAUGUGUAUUACAGGCGGGACUGUACAGGCCGAGUUAUAGGCCACGGGCAUAUCGGGGGAGCAUAUUACAAUUGGGUGCCUAAGCCGUCACAACAGCGCGUCAUUCCCGGCGGCAACUGUCUCCCCGGCAGCAACCAUCUCCCCGGCUUGGGGUUAGGCGGUAGCGGCAACGGCAGCGGCAGCGGCAGCGGCAGUGACGGAGAAACACAGUCGACUCUCGGCGGCCAGGAAAAGGGUUUCGUAGGUGGUGCCCCCGCUCAGGACAGCGACUUCGGCCAGUGGUGGGCGCAGGCUCUCCUCCAGGAGAGUCGUGUAGGCGAUAUUCCCGCUCAGGACGGCGGCGGCGGCGGCGGCAGAGAAAAGGCUCGCAUGAGUGAUAUCCCCGCUCAGAACGGCGGCGGCAGCGGCAGGGGGGGAAUGCAGUCUCUCGUUGACGAAAAGGGUUGCAUAAUUCUGGACGAUAGCGAGGAGGAGGAGGAAGUACAAUUUCUCGGUGAGGCUUCACGAUUUCAGUUUCAACCUCGCACUCCAAAACCAAUUACCACCUUUUCUCAAGCUGAAUUACAAACACCUACACCACAUUCUUCUUCACAGAAGAGGAAGUUGGAUUCUAUUGACACCCCACCACGACUCGCACCCCAGCAGAGACAGGCGAGGAGUGCACAGUCGCUGAGCCGAUCUGAGUGGACUUUUGGAGAGCGCAGACCAACUGCUGUAUCUGAAGGCGCAGCUGUAGAAGCUCUUUCACCGUUUUCAACGCCAACGAAUAGAAGGGACAGUAUGUCGGGGAGUAUUAAUCGGAAGGAGGGGUAUGAGAUUGUUCCUAUGCCAGCGGGCGCUCGAGAGAUGAGUUUCGGAAAUGGAAGUGAGGUUGUCACCAGUUCCAACAAGAGGCAAGGUUCUAUUCUUAGGAACAUGGAUGGUGGCAAGUUCAACAUUGGAAAUGAUAUUCUUGCUGCUUUCAAGGAGGGACUUACCCCUACUCCCAAGAUUAAGGAUGGGGAAAAGUUGAGUGGUGGAGGUGAAAUUGUUGGUGCUGCAAAGGAGCAGAUUCCUUCCACCGCCACCCCCAAGAGCAAGAAUAUUGGCAAGCUCAGCCAAGGAAGUGAAGUUAUUACUGCUAGCAAAGAUCAGCCUACGCCCACUCCAAAGGCCAAGAAUCGCGGCGUGAGUCAAGACUGGGAGAUCAUCGAAGUUGGCCCAUCCACAGAUCUGACUUUACCCCAUCGCUCUUCCACCCAGCGAAAGCCCGUGAUCGAUCUGGAAGACUACGAAGUCCUGCCUCCUCUUACAGGCACUAUAUCUAACAUGACUAUUCUACAUACCACCAUCAUCGAUUCCUCCGAUUCAGAGGGUGACUUCGACUUCGAGAUCAUCGGCUCGCACACCCUCACCUCCCCCACCCUCCCCCGCCGCCGCUCAACCAUCUACCCCCUCCGCAACCCCCCCAUCGUGCACCCUCUCUACACCCUCUGGGCAACCAUGGUUUCAAACUUUCCUCUCGAGCGUGACAUCGUCGUCGAGCUCGCCGACGGGGAUUUUCUCAAGAUCACCAAUUUGGUCCGAAACGACGAUACAGACGCCUUGACACUCCGCGGCCACCGCUUCCAGCGAACCAGGGAUUUGAAUGGGUUGCUUGCUAAGAAACGCAAUGAGCUCUGCUGGGUCACUGAGGUGGAUGAAGAUGAUGAGCGUCCGGCUUCUGUGCAGAGUUUGGCUGAAGUUCCAGCUUCCAGCGUCACGAGGGUGCGUAAGACGUUGAUUACGAAUAUGGCGUUCCCCGCUGCGACGUUCAGGAAUACCCCUUUCCCAGGUGGUAUGGAGAAUGUUGAGCAGGAGGGCAUUGUGGCGGUGAGAUGGAAAUAUACGACGACGUGGCCGAGUGCGAAGGCGAGAGUGAAUAAUGAGAAUGCCUUCUGCGAGCGCGUGUUGAGACAUCUCGGGGAGGGGGAUGCAUUGGUUGAUAAGGGAUUGAGGAUCCGUGAUGGAUUGGCUAGGUACCAGUUCCGUGGACCGACUGUGCUGGGCGGAUCCUUUAUUCCGGCUGUGCGAAAGGGUGGGAAUGAUACCAAGUCGCCUGUUCGUGGUGGUGAGACGGGGUGGCUUAGACGUCUUCCUGGGUCGCGCAACAAUAGUGUCCAGGAGCUUGCUGGGCAGACGGCCGGAUUGUUUGACGAUGACAUGGUUGAUCUCACGGAUGAGUUUCCGAAGACGCCAACGAAAUCCAGAUUGAGCAUCGCAGAGGCGACUCAAGAGCGCAUGCUCAGCCAGAUCGAUCUCACGAUGCCUGAGCUUUCAUUCCCCCCAUCCGAUGGGACGGUUCGUGCUACCAGUGCUGCCAGCAAGUUGAAGACCACUAUCAAGCGUGUAGAAGGUCAGAUGUGCACCUACGGCGACGCCUUCUGCGGAGCCGGUGGCGCAACCCGCGGCGCCCACAUGGCAGGUCUCAAAGUCAUCUGGGGCUUCGAUUUCAACGCCCACGCGUGCGAGACCUGGCGCCUCAACUUCCCCUCGGCGACUAUGUACGAGAUGUCCGCCUUCGACGUGUGCCAUCUCUGGGCCAAGGAAGCCAAAGCCGGCAUGCCAAACUGCGCACAAGUGGACAUCCUUCACAUCUCCCCGCCCUGCCAGUUUUUCUCGCCGGCGCAUACGAUUGCGGGGAAGGAUGAUGAGAUGAAUACGGCGAGUUUGUUGGCGUGUGGACGACUGCUGGCGUUGGUGAGGCCGAGAGUGGUGACGCUGGAGCAGACGUUUGGGAUUGGACAUGCGGAGUUUACGAGGUGGUUUAAUGCGCUGAUUCAUCAGUUUACCGAUAAUGGCUAUUCGUUGCGCUGGAAGAUUUGUCAUCUCCAGAACUGGGGCCUCCCACAGCGCCGUCAGCGUCUCAUCAUCAUCGCCGCCUGCCCCGGCGAGACGCUCCCCCCUUUCCCACCUUACACCCACUCCAAGAACCCCUCCCCCCCUAAUGGUCUCAAACCCUACACCUCGGUCAACACGCUCCUGACCUCCAUCCUUCGCAACGCGCCCGACCACGACCUCACCGCUGCGCUCGCCAAGCCUCUCCACGAGAGUCCCUGGGACGGAACCAGCAUCGCCCCCCGCGCGAUCACCACGCACGGGGGCCAGAACUACCAUCCUUCCGGGACCCGCGGGUUUACGAAUAGGGAGUUAGCUACGCUGCAGGGGUUUCCGGCGGGACAUAGGUUUGGGGAGAAGAACGUGAAGAAACAAAUUGGGAAUGCUGUACCGCCGAGCAUUGCUGCGGUGCUGUUCGGGGCCGUGAGGAAGGCACUGGAGGCGGCGGAUGGGGUGGAGAGUGUUGUUGUUGAUAUCGGGGGUGGGGUGGAGAGGGAGGUUUUUGUUGUUGAUUGA
Pseudogymnoascus destructans is the source of this 3925-nucleotide messenger RNA. RefSeq lists its product as uncharacterized. The coding region runs from base 500 to 3925 and encodes 1141 amino acids. The transcript has 6 exons. Gene Ontology annotation, molecular function: methyltransferase activity. The record is from RefSeq and is a predicted model, not a curated record. Gene Ontology annotation, cellular component: nucleus. NCBI's taxonomy places the organism in Eukaryota, Fungi, Ascomycota, Leotiomycetes, Thelebolales, Thelebolaceae.